AUGUAGAUUUAAAUUAUUUACAAAAAAUAUUUCAGCUAUUUUUUUAGAGUUUUUCAUUUAGAAAGAUGGCCAUUUGAUGUUGAAUUAUUUAUGAUUGCAUAAAAAUACAAAGUUCCUGUCUCAGAAUUACCUGUUAAUUGA
Messenger RNA from Paramecium sonneborni, 141 nucleotides. NCBI's taxonomy places the organism in Eukaryota, Ciliophora, Oligohymenophorea, Peniculida, Parameciidae. The record is from the annotation of a GenBank genome assembly.